Molecule: messenger RNA, 10937 nt
Organism: Porites lobata
Lineage: Eukaryota; Metazoa; Cnidaria; Anthozoa; Scleractinia; Poritidae
Source: the annotation of a GenBank genome assembly
AGGCUAUUACCUAUACAAAUUUUCUGGAAAGUAAUACUGAAGCCCUAAUAAUUUCGAACAUUCUUCGCGAUCGGUUGCCCUUAGGAUGACCGAACAGAUGUAAAUUUUCUAGCACCGCUGAGAAUGCAUUUCUAGAGAUCUAAAAGUACUCUGGAUAGCCUAAAAAGUGUUUUCAGGGUAUUUAGGAGGAAACCGUCGUUGGGUGCCCCUGAGAAGUUGAAGUUUGGACAGCGGCCACAUCCGUGAUAGUCACUUCAGGGCUUGACUCCUCGGUGACGGAUAGACCCUUUUUCAUUUUGUUGUAACAUUUUUUACGGAGAGAAUUUUCCCCCACCCCAACAAAUUUACUCUUUGAGUUGAAGCCGGUCUUCGUUGACAAGCGUAGUGUCCACAUUGGUUUCCGAUUGUUGGUUCAUUGUGCAUGUGACGUUUGGAGUAUGAAUAAGCCAAUCAUGUGACAGCUAUUUUUGUUACUUUAUAUGUGACAUCGACCAGUGUGCACCAGGAACUGAGAUUGUGCACAGAGCUCCAAGAUGUGCUUCUGGUGUGAAAUACCUUCUGCUGAAAAAGAAGCGUUUUGGCAAGGUAUGAUAGCCAUUUAUUUAUUUUUGGUCCCGGUGAUUUCAAGGAAUGGUUGUAUACCAUUAGGUUAAUAAGCCAGGAACUUGUUAUGAUUUCAUUUCAGCGUGAUAAAUGAUGUAUUCCAGUUUUAGUAUAGACUUUGUCACGGUUUUGGAAGCCAUCUUGACGAUAAGGCGACCGCUUUGGGUGCGCGAAAUGUGUUGCUCGAGAAAGCGCCAUGUUGAAACUCCAAAAGAGAGAGGAGUAAAUGGCGCAAGUCAAAAGGAACCUACCCUAAGGGUUACUGUUUUUACUCUCCCUGAUCUUCCCCCAUCUUAAAAUCAAAGAUGGUGGUUACAGCAAUGUGACUGAUAAAAAAGCAGCUUUCCCCCACCCAAAAUACGCCUGCACUGCAGGCUAGCCACACUGAUUUUUUUUUCCUUUAAAAUUUGCCACUGGAUUUUUUUCCUUAAAAUUAAACAGUGGUUGAAGAGACUUACACUUUCAUAGAAAUUUGUUGACCAGAAAUUUCAACAGACUAGCAAAUUAUGCACGUGGGUCCCAUAACAAUAGCCAGUGUGAAUAUUUUAAUUCAGUAAUAUAUUGUUUGAUUCAUUUUGGGAGAUAUCUUCUCUACAGAUUUAAUGAACAAGUGUGCUCUCAACACUUUUUCAAAAAAUCUGGCAAUGACAAAAUGAGUCAUUACACUAGGUAGCAGCGUGUAAAGAAAGUAGUGUCCGAUAGCCCGGGGCCAGUGGAUUUUCCUAUCGGGCUAGAGAAUUCUGUUCUUAACUUACCCAACGGGCAAGUGAAGUUUUUUGAGGAAUUCAUAUUACAGAAGAACUAUGAAAUCAAUCUGCUCAUCAAACGCUUUUGGGGCUGGUUGAAAUGAUGUUUGGGCUAGUAAAUGUUAGCUCCAGCUCGCCCGAAUGGCAAGCUGUAAACAAGACUUUCUUUGCACCCUGAGUUAGGUGUCUUUUUGUAGUGUGUUUGUUCAGUAAAUCUAGGUACUAAUGAACACAACAACUCCCAACACUGGUGGGCCAACAAUGUUGGGAGUUUAAAAGUUUGACUGGUUUCAAACUUAGUGCAACAACUCUCAACAACAGUCAACAACACGCAAUAGGGUGUGCAAACGGACGUGACAUGUAACAUCCAACAUUAAUGUUGCAGGCUUUGGAGUUCUUUUUACAACUUCAUUAAGUUGUGUUGUUCAACGGCGAUGAUCGUCUUUGCAUAUAUUUCUUCAUCCCGCGGUUCCCAUUUCAUGUUAAAACAAAUAUAUACAAAUUUGUAGUUUCUUUUUUGUUGGGAAUUCAGUCACUUAAUUGAACCACAACAUACUGUUCUUCAAUUAUAUAAAGAGUUGCACUUCAAUGCAUCCUGAGUACAUUUUGUUAUUUUGACAGUUGAAAGUGUUUCAUAUUAAAACACAUUAAAAUUAUACUGAAAUUCUAAUGAUUAAUAUGGUUGAGAAGAUGUUAUAUUUCAUAUUUUACCUAUCUUUUUAAAAAAUAUUUUGAAAUACAUUUUAUCUAUUAUAAUUAGAUAAGGAAAGAGAGAGACAUUUCAUAAAAAAAUAUUUAUUUAAUUGUGGUAAUAAUAUAUUGGAUAAUAACCUUCAGUAUAUACUAAAACAGUGGAUAGUGUUUUUCGUGCGCUCUGAUUGGCUAGUCAGUCAACUCAAUCAGUGAAUAUCCACUGAUAUUUACUGAUUGACCUCCAGUUCCUCUGAGUGAGAGAGCGACGCUAAACUGGCGUAAGUUACGAGCAAAAUGGCUUUCCAGUUUGCUGCUGUAACAAACAAAGAAAUUUCACAAAUAAACAAGCUGUUCCGGAAAUACACGAAGAAGGUGACAAAAUUCAGUUUGGACGUUAAAGCUUUACCUGUCUGUUUGACUUGAAUUAAUCGAUGAAGCCAGUGAAAAAAUUUUUUGUUUACAAAUGCAAAUUAAGUCUUGUGUUGCUUUAUUUAGCUUACAUGUUCUUAUUUUUACAUAAGCUCGCAUUCCUUUGUUCUUUUUGGGGGCGGAACAUAUUACAUUUAACCACCGAAUCAACUGUCUCAAAAGCUGGGUGCAGCUUUGAUUGUUUGAAGGGAAGAGUGGGGCUAAUGAACAAACUUAUUAAAAUGGGAGGGGAUUAUAUACCUCUUACUAGUAAAAUCCAACUAGUGGUCUAUCAUCAAUGCUGCGUUCUGAUUGGUUGAGCUACUACUAAAUGUUUUAGCCCACUGCUUUUAAUAGAAAACAAUAGAAAAAGAAUAGAAUAUUUGCUUAAUCAAAAUCAAUGGCGUGAGCAUGCUGAUGAAGUCAAUAAACUAUACCUCGAGUUCUUGUGAGCUUAGCAAUCCUCCCAAGAGGUCUCCCAAGUGCAUCCAUAACUCAACAGUACACGAUAAAGCAUGAACCAUGUGUUUUAUAACAUAAAUUUAAGAAAAAAGUUCUGAAUUUUUAACCAAUAGUAGCGAAAAGAGGUUUGUGUUAUUGUUGUUGUCAUCUGUGCAAGCUGUGUGGGCUGUGGCGUGUGCAAAUCAUUCCUUGCAAAGUUAUUUCUUUCAAAGAGAAUUUUUCGGUGAAUUAAUAGUUCCGGCACCUCAAUAUGGAUUUUACAAUCGUUUUGAAUGUUAUCUUAAGCGACUUGAGUAAACUUUCUCUCAGUUUCAAGACAAAAACAUAACUGUGAGGUAAAAAAAUAUACUAGUCAUGCCAUAUUGACGCCUACUGCUUUUAGCGCGCAUAACUCGCGUCGUCGGCCAGGUAGACGCCCACCAAAGGUGCCAGAACCUGGGUCAAGGUCGACGUCGUUUGGCGGGAAAAACAAAACUAGGCAAACUUGACGAUGACGCGUUGAUGAAGCAUAUUAACCUGAGAUCAGGCCCAAUUUGAGCGGUUCUCAUACAUUCUCUCUAACGGCCCGCCGGAAUGUAAUUUUUAAAGCGAAACGAAAAUAGAGCCUGAUCUCAGGUUAAAGCAUAUUUUUCUGCUUUCUCUGCUGCUUUCCCCAGUUAGAAUGGCAUCCCUAAGGAAUACUCAAGAAGCUUUACUGUUGGGAUACUGCGAAGGAUGGCUGGAUGAAAUGGAAUUCCCUGCUUUGUAUGAGUUAAAUACAUCUGAAAACCUUGAAUUUCCCUAUGAUUUAUAUGAUCAGUUCAACCUCGAUGAUAUCAAUGAAACUGAAUGCAUUUCAGAAUUUCGCUCUGAGAAACAACACAUUCUGCAACUAGAAGAGGUACUACAGAUUCCCGCUCUCUUGAAGUGAGACCAGAGAUCAGUAUUCACUGGAACGGAAGGACUCCGCAUGCUCCUGAAUAGGCUGGCUUACCCUAAGGCUUGUAGAUAUUCAGAUCUCAUUUAUCUUCUUGGCAGACCAGUACCUGUCCUAUGCAUGAUUACCAACAAAGUUAUGGACUACGUAAACGAUACCCACCACCGCAAGAUAACUAUUGAACUGGAAUAACGGUAUCUUGAACCCCGUUUCCUUACAAAUGUAUGCAGAUGCAAUUUCAGCCAAAGGAGCAGAUAAUUUUUUCGGGUUCAUUGAUGGCACUCUGAGAGCAAUUUCUUAACCCGGUGAACGACAAAGAGUGAUGUACAACAGCCACAAAAGAAUCCAUGGCAUCAAAUUUCAAUAAGUUACACUGACAAAUGGCCUCAUUGGUAACAGUCGGUAAGAAAUAAUCACAUGUACACUUCAGGGAGGGGAGAAUAUGAAGGUAAAUUAAAUGUUAUUUUGAUUCAGGUUUUUACUAGAUAAUUUUGGCAAGUCCUAUACACCUAUACACCCCUUUCUGCAUCUCUAUCUCCAUUUUGGUUGCUUUCAAUGGCAAUUUUAAUUUUCAGUUAGAAACUAGUGAAUAGGAGUUCUUUAAGAAUACAGUCACUGGGGGUAAAAGGUAACAGAUUGUUUAGAGUACUGUUUUGUGAUUACCUACCCAGCAACUGAGUCACCUAUCGUUUUAUGAACAUGCCUACUACUCCUUCACAAUCACAUACACAAAUCAUGACCUGAUAAUUUGUUGUUAAGAAAAGCAUAAUCUAUGAUGUAAAAACCUUUUGUCUUUCGUGAUUAUCACCACUGUAAAGAGGAAGAAAGCAUUAUGCAAGCCUGUUAACAGAAUCUGGCCUGCUGAGAGAACUAUCACCCACAGGGCAGCCUCUCUGUGUCUAUGGUGACCCUGCAUCACUAAGGGUGCAUUUGCUGGGCCCAUUCAAGAAUGCCUACUUAACUCCUCAGAUGCAGCAGUUUAACAAGUCUAUGAGCGAAGUUAGAAUUUCUGUUGAAUGGCUUUUCAGUGACAUCAUUAAUUAUUUUAAGUUCAUGGAUUUUAAGAAAAAUCUCAAGGUUGGCUUAAGCAGUGUAGGCAAAAUGUGCAUUGUAUCAGGUCUCCUUCACAAUGCUCUCACAUGCUUGUAUGGCAAAAGCACAUCAAAGUUUUUUGAUGUUCAGCCUCCAAGCCUCGACGAUUACUUUGCCUAAACAUGACAAAAUUUUCAAUCAAACGGAUUCCUGUAAUGUCAAGUAUGGUUUAAUAAUAAAUCUUUAGUGUCCAACAAAUUACAAGGUAGUACUAAAUAAUAUAACAACAACAGCAAAAGUAUAAAGAACUGCCCCCCAGUUGUUCAAAAGUUGGAUAGUACUAUUCACCAGAUAAAUAAAUUGCUAUCCAGUUGAUAGCUGUUAGGGAAUCCAAUUGCGUUAUCCAGUGGAUCUCUAGCACAAUCCACCUUUUGAACAAUUGGGUCUGGUCAUUUGUUAUGAGCUAAUAAAUGUGAUAAAAAACAACUAUACUCUAUUGUACAUCUGUUGCCUCUGCUAUAUAACCAGAGUACUUGCCUGCAAGUAACAAAGAAGUCUAGCAAUACAAUCCAGCAGUUUGCAGUGGCACUCCAGAUUUCAAGUGACAGGGAUGAUUGAGUGAGGGUAAAACUCAGGACCCGAAAAAAUCCCUGGUCCAAAAACUAACCGUAGAAAAUAUCCCAUGCCGAAUUUCAAAAUCUUCAAAAUUCCAGAAAGCAUUGAAUGAUAUAACACAAAAAAUUAAUAAAACAUUACGCAGCCAGGAUACGCAGGCACUACCACGAAUCUUCAGUUUGUUUUGAAUAUCAAAACAAAUCUUCACUUGAAUCAAUGCACACCAAAAAAAUACUUUUAGUACAAAUUUUCCUACCCAAAUUAUCCAGGAAUAGAAAAUUUCAGACUCCAAAAACUCUUUCGAUUAUCACCUGUCACUUGAACUCCGAAGUACCCCCGGCAAUAGUACUGAUAUCUUGCGCAAAAAUGUCAAACAAAUGACAAGCAAACAAUAGCAAGUUGUACAGAACUGGUCAUUUGUUAUGAGUCAAUAAACGUCAUUGAAAACAACUACACUCUAUUGUGUCCUUCAUCUGUAGCCUCUGCUAUGUAACUAGAAUUAUUGUCUUAAGCCUUACAACACAACUAAUAACUUGCAAAAAUCUGUAACAGCUUUUGUGCAAGGAGCACAAAAUGCAUGUACAUUUCUAUAGUGGAGCACAAGGUAUCUUUUUAGUUAGCACUGUCUAUGAUUCAGUCUUUUUUAGUAAACUUUUUUACAAUGGCCAACAUAGUUUGGUUUUGCAGUUGACUUUGUUGCAUGAAUGCUGAUAACAUGUCUUGCAUCUGCUGUCAUUGAUAAUAACCUUUUGAAGUUGCAUCUGUUGCAACACAUUGUUCUGUUGUUCCAGCAUUUUUUGCUGCUCUGAUCGAUCGUCUUUGUGCCAUUUCCUCUUGCUUGAAUGUCAUGACUUUUUCCAUUUUUUCUCUCAUAAAGUCAAGGGUGUUUGAUCCACUACGUCUUGUCUUCCUUUCUUCUGAUCUCCAGUGGUUAGUCCUGAAGCUUCUCUGCGCUUCUUGCUCUCUCCAAGAUUUCCAUAGUUUGAAGGUGCAUUUCUUCUGCAUUUGCCUUGUCUUGCAAUUCAUUCUUUCUCACUGAUUCCUCAAGAUCUAGCUGCGCAUUUGCUGCCUUUUCUUUUUCUAUUAUCUCUUCUAAGGCAAGCUCUAAUUCGGAAAGUUCUUCUACUUCAAUUCCUACUUCUUCUUCUCUCAUUUUCAAUUUAAAGUUCUUUAGCAUUAUCCUGGCCCUCAUGUCCCUUACAGAUUUUUGACUCACUCGGAAACAUGGUGCAUGGACAGAAUUUAGGUUUGCUGCAAUGAGAUCCCACGCCUGGCCACUCUCACGACUUCUGUUCUUACAUUUAUAUGGCUCAGCUGUUAGCAUCUCUCUGGCUAAGAGCACGUCAUGUUCUUUAGUCCAUUUAAAGGCAGGUAAGUUCCUAGAAUUACAAGGGAAGAAAAAUGGUCUGUACUUAACAAACUUUCUUUCAAAGCAAAAAAUAUGAUAAUAAUAAUGAUAAUAAUAAUAAUAAUAAUAAUAAUAAUAAUAACAACAAUAAUUAUGAUUUAUAAUAAUGAUGACGAGAAGAAUAAUUGUAAUAAUAAAAACAACAAUAAAGAGACAAUAACACUGCACCCUUUCCAGCAAAGCAGUGAACAAACAUUCCACUAACAAAUCAGUUUAGUUCCAAAAAGGCAAAAAACAUAAUAAAUCUUCCAUACAAUUAAAUUACGUGAUGUGCAGAAGGGAUUUCUGAACAUGAAAAUUAGAUUUUAAGUGAGAUCUAGGUCUCCAAAAAUUUCAAGCACUUGGAAAACCUAAAUAUUAGAGAAUUGCCAAUAAUUUUUCUUGCAAAACUUUGAGUACUGAAAACAUUCAAGAGUGUGAAUUUUGUUAACAAACAAUGCUCCAUUGAAUUUAAUGCUUGUAAAGAAUCAGCCAGCUGGAGCAAACCUAAAUACAGCAAGUCAUUGCUACCCAUGUUUCGAGAAAAUUAACUCUCUUACUGAUAGCUGUUAGUCCGUCUUUCAUAGACUUUUAACAGCACUUUUAAACACUCCUCUGCUGACAGCUUUUAUUUUCGAAUGGUUUUGUAGUCCAGUUUUACCAAGCACACGUGCACACAAACACAUUAGCUUUAAUACUUGUGCCUGCCAAAACUAAACCAAGCCAAAACUUACAUCGCAACCUAAAACCUAGUUUACCACUUCGUUGGAGGACAUCACUUUUUCUGAAUAGAAUCCGUCUCAUCAUAUGAACAUAAAACUCAACUGAAAAUGCCUACUUACGUUGUUUUUUCAGCGGUCGUGAUUUCAGGAGAUGCCAUGACUAUAAAAGAGGAAAAAGUUGUUCAAUGAGUAAAAAGCUCCAAUUUCGUCAACUACUAUCAGAAAGAUAUCUUUGAUUUCAAAAAAUCCUCAAGAACACUGAAAUGUGACUGUGCUUCUACGGCAUGUUCGACAAAAGACAAAAAAAGUGAAUAAAUACUCACCUACCGAAGACGACUUCUGAAACACGCGUCGCCAGUCGACGACUCAAGUUUAGUCUUUCGCCUUUGAAGUAGACGCCAAUAGUGCAUUUUUACUUCCGGUCGACCACUUUGGCGGCGUCGUCGUGAGUUGCUUAAAAGUCUCUAAUAAAAUUUAAGUUGACUGCUGCAUUGAUCGCUUUGAUAAUGUUAUAAAACAAUUGGUUCAUGCAUCAGAUGUGCGUAUGUCGAGAUAUUAAGCACUUAGUUUGGAGAGCACUCAAGAGGCUAGAAUUACAUCUCUUUCGUGCUCUCCAAACUUCCCGCGUGUUCAAUAUCUCGACUAGACUUGCCUACAAGUCGGGCUCAAAUUUUUCACGAGCGCGAAGCGCGAGUCUCCAUGUUGAAAAACAAGUCAACACGACGCCACAAUUACUAAAAUUAAACUGAGCUGCGUUUCUUUUGCGCCACAAUCACGAAUUUUCUUAGUUGGUGGUUCAUCGAUUUCCACAGCUAGAACGGCAGUUUGAAAUUGAACAGCGUCUUUAAAAUUCCACAGGUUCCAAGAAAGUGUCGCUUUCAUGGUAAGGCAUUCCAUUCUUUAACCAGUCGUCCCAAACUCGUGUACUCCAUGUAGUUGACCUCUUUGUGUUUUGUGGUAUUCUUGCUUCAUUCCUCGACUGAAUCUCCUUGUCAUGCAGUAACAGCAUUGAUCCCUCGCCCGGAAUCUUCUUUAUCUGUAAACAGGUUGAUUGAAAGAUCCUCGGUGCGAAAAUUGAAAUUGUCAACUGCUUGCUCGUUGUCUGCACCCGCAAAUGAAGAUUCAAAAUUGUUUUCCGAAAGCUCAAUUGCAGUACCGCCACUAACGCUGCUUCAGUUUGAGUAAUAAAAGGUUCUACUUCUGACUCUGACUCGUGCGUUGCCCUGGGGCGCAACGCACGAGGGAAAUAAAUCACAUAACUCCUCGCUUCAGUCCGAUAACCCUUACAUAAAUGAGCUUUAAACUAAAUUUAGUACAUUUUGACAGAAUGGGUUUAAAUGCAAAGAGAAUUCACAACUCCUUUUGAAGAAAUUUCCCCAAAAGAGCUAAACAAAUGCCUUCAAAAGUUUUAUUUGUCGGCAAGAAAACGCGAGGGCCGUUCGGCCAUUGCGUGCCAAAAUUGUAAUGAGAUCGUUGGCAACAGUAAGUUAAAAAUCAUCAUUUUAGUGCUUAAUUAUCUCACUGUUUUAGUACAUACUAAAACAAUUAUUCAUCUCAGUGUCGGUGGCUAGUGGUGGAUAUUUAGCCACCUCCACUUCGGUGAAUAAUUGUUAUUUAUUAGUAUGAUGUUGGUUAUAAUUAUAGAGAGUAACAAAUUCAAAGUAUUUAUCUUUUGCAUUAGGAAAUAGGAAGCCGCCACGUUUGUUGUUGUUGUCAAAUAAAUUGGUACUGAGACACAAGUGAUGAAUUUCAAUGUUGUCCUGUUUUAUACUACUAUUUCCCCUUACUUUUUCCUGUAAUGCUAUCCAAAUCAUUACCUCUGCAUGGUUUUUUUUUGGUGCCACUGCUUGCAGGAUUUUUUUUUUCAGACAAGUUUCCCUUGGAUGAGUUUUUGGGGGGAAUUGUCACCUACCCUAAAGAAAGGAUUGAUGCGCGAAAUUUUAAAGUCCACUCCUGAAUUGUGAACUGCCCUUUUAUUUAACAGGACAUGGAUUCUAAGGGUUUAUGGCCGAGUCUAAAUCAUCCUCUAGACUGUCACGUGAAUUUCUCAUUUUAAUGCUUAGAUUUAUAUAAUCAGCAUUUACGGCCAUGUUAAUAUGUUGAUAAUCAUAAUCUUAUCUUUCAGAACAUUCAUGUGAAGGCAUUCAGUUUAAAGAUGUUACGAGAUUGAAGAUAAAUUUACUGGGAGAUGCUGCUUGUGAGACAACAAGCCUUCUUGGGGCAUUUAAUGCCAAGCACUUUCCAUAUCAUGAACCAUAUUUGCAGUUCAAAUUAUUAAUGUUUCAAGGCAACCCAUGUGAGCUGGUUUUCACUAACAUUACCGGUGUGGAAGAUUACCGAUUACGAACUGUAAUGUACCUGGGUGCAGAUGUGACACUAUUGUGUUACUCAGUUGAUUGCCAGGAAAGUUUCGCUAACAUUUCCAAUAAAUGGUUUCCAGAGGUUAAGAGUCAUUGUCCAAAGACACCAGUGAUACUGGUUGGUUUACGCCGAACUGAUGAAACAGGGCAAUCCAGUCAUAAAUUACAUGACAAUAGACAACAGGGGCACCCAACGAGGAUAUAGUUCAAAACCACUUAACAUAGCAUUGUUGAACGUAUUUUAGUAUUUAAACGGUAGAUAUAGGCAUAUUUUUAUCCCCUAAAAACUUUUCAUCUGUUCGGAUUUCCUAGUUGAAAGUCUAGUGAUCCGAAAAUUAUAGCGAUCAAAAUUUACCUUUUCGAAAAUUUCAGCCAGGAAAAGGCUCCCGAAAAUUCUAGGUGGCCUUUUUUAGAGUAAAUAUCCGUUUAAAAUGGGUAAUUAUACCACUUUGUAGAUGUUCGAAAAUCUUAGGAGAGGCAGGCAAGCAAGAAAUUUUACAACAAAUGUUCCGAAAAUUCUAGUUCUCAAAUCGUCUUCCGAACAGAUAUCUUCCCGAAAAUUGCCGUUGGGUGCUCCUGAGACAAGUUGUGACAGUUAAUUCGGGGAAGAAACUGAGAAGUGCAAUUGGGGCCUCAGAUUUCAUGGAGUGUUCGGCGUUAAAAGGAGAAGGAGUUCAGGACGUUCUUGAAAGCGCUAUUAAAGCGACACUUAAAAACAGAAAAAAGGAACAGAUGAAGCGUCGACUGAGGGGAUUCGUCUGCUGUUGUACAUUUCCUUAGCCUGUUUGAAACACAAUUGUUCCAUACCAAUGUUCACCUAUCUUCUCGAAAGAGCGCCGUGGAACUAUCGAUAAGAUACAGUCAGACCUCUCGUAAACGACAACUCAAAAUGCUAACACUUAGUGGUCGCUUACGUGAGGUCUCUUCUGAGAAUAUGUCCCGACAUGUAAACAUUUUUUGUUGGAAGAACAACAUGAAAAUUUUGUAGCGGCG